Messenger RNA from Cricetulus griseus (Chinese hamster), 3670 nucleotides. NCBI's taxonomy places the organism in Eukaryota, Metazoa, Chordata, Mammalia, Rodentia, Cricetidae. The record is from RefSeq and is a predicted model, not a curated record.
GUGUGUGUGUGUGUGUGUGUGUGUAGGACCAGCUAAGAAGAUUGAAGUCCUAAGACAGGAUUAUGACUUCCAGAUGAAAAUGGGAUCUUCUUCACCUGCUCUCUAGGUCUCUCCUUUAAACUUAUCAGAUAUCUAAAAGAAAGCCAAAAGCUACAUCAUGAUGAAGUCUGGUUACUCUGUGUGUGUGUGUGUGUGUGUGUGUGUGUGUGUGUGUGUGUGUGUGUGCACGCGCGUGUAUCAGAUGUUGACACCAGGCUAUCUUCCUCAGUUGCUCUUCCACCUUAAUUUUUGAGACCGGAUCUCUAACCAAACAUAGAACUCAGCCGUUUAGAUAGCCUGGCUGGCCAGCAUGCUAUAGGAAUCUUCAUAUCUUCCCCUCCCAAGCUCUAGGACUAUGGGCGCAUGAUGAUCCAGCAGGAUUUUUAAUUUUUACAUAGUUGCUGGGGGUAUAAACUCAGGUAGCCAUGCUGACAUGGCAAGCACUCACUGGGUCACCUUUCCAGCCUUGGAUUAUAAUUUUAAUCUAUUUCUUAAGAUUAAAAAACCAUACACCCGUUGAUUUGAGAGACUGCUGGAUGGUGAGAACAGUGGGACAUGGCUACUAUCAUCUACUUGUUCCAGCUCAAGCAUUUGGUUCACAGAGGAACCAAAUUAAACAGUACUGUCCCUUCGUGUACAAACUCAGGAUGCAGAAAACUUUGUCCCAGGGCGAAAAUGUCAUCCCUGAGUCUUUAUGGGGAUCUUCCUUAGGAGUCAUCUAAUGCCAAAGUCCACAGACACUCGAGCCUUUGGUGUAAAAUAAUAAAGUGUGAUCUACAGACAUCUGCCACCUGCUAACUUACAGUACUGCACCACAAGUGACUUCUACAUAUCUCAUUGUUCCCAGAAGAAUGCAAAUGCUUAUAUUGUGUUAUUUUAGCAGAGAUAAGAGAAAAGCCUAUAUUGUUCAAGUGUCAUUUUCCCCAAGUGUUUCCUGUCUACACUUUGGAAGACACAGAUGAAGAAUUCAGAGCAUGGAGGGUCUACUCUUUAGCACAGGCAAUGAACUAAUUAAUUGCAGAAACCAUAUUUUGGGGUUUAAGGAAAAUAUGCUACGCUUAAAAAACAAACAUGAAAAUAAUCAUCAAAAUCUAGUGCAAGUCUUGAAUCAAGUGAAGUAUGAAAUUACCCAGACAGCAAACACAUCAGGAAACUUAGUUGAGAGGAAAGUGAACACAUUGAGUGGGAAGGAAAUACUUCCUAACGGGUUUGAAGACUUAAAAUUCUUCCUUCCAUAUCUAAGGACAAUGGGGAAAAUUUACCCGGAUGUAGCCACUGGCAGAGGGAAAGCAGGCGUUUCUUUCGCACUGGGAAUCACCACCAUUGACAGAAGGCAACACAGCUACCUGAAGCAGACGCUGACAUCCAUUCUGUCCAGGAUGACACCUGAAGAAGAGAAGGACUCCGUGGUGAUUGUCUCUGUAGCUGAUACUGAUGAUUAUUUAAAUUAUGUUCUUGACAUGGUUAAAACAAAAUUCAAAAGACAAGUGCAAUCUGGGUCCUUGGAAGUCAUUUCAAUACCCACCUUUUUUUAUCCAAGUAUAUUGCUUGGCAAGAAAGCAAAAGAGGACUCAGACAGUUGGCAAAUGAAACAAGUAUUGGAUUGUUGUAUUUUGAUGCUGUAUGCCCAACCCAAGGCCACGUAUUAUUUACAGCUAGAAGAUGAUAUCAUAGCAAGAAAGAUGUAUUUUACAAAAAUGAAAGAUUUUGUAAAUAGUCUCACUUCAAAAAAUUGGCUUUUUAUUGAAUUUUCAGUACUUGGACUUAUAGGGAAACUCUUUCAGUCAAAGGACCUGCUGGACUUUGUACAUUUUUUCUUGAUGUUCUACAAAGUGAAGCCCAUUGAUAUGCUUUUAGAAGACAUUUUCCUGGUGAAGAUGUGCAACUUGGGAGAGCAUUUUAGGAGGUGUAUGUAUCGAAAGAAGGACGUUCGGGUUCAGUACAGACCGUCUCUGUUCCAGCACGUGGGCAUUCAGUCAUCAUUUCCUGGACGACAACAGCACCUCAAGGUAAGGCUCUGAAAUGGACCCUGAGUGCCACAGCCUCAGUGACCUUAGAGACCCUCGAAAAGAGGAGGUGAUGCCUGUGAUAGUGUGCCUGUCACUGUGAAGUUUAUAGAGCUGUCUUCUAAGAGCCCAAGUCAUUUACCACGGUAAGGAAAAUUUGGUCUACGUACAUUCAUUCUUUUUAGCUGUCCAAUCCAAAUAAGACUUAAGAAGUGUUUUGGAGGGGGAAAAAAAAGCAGCACAUUAUUAGCAAGGAUAUUUUCGAAAUGGAAAGCCCUUGUAAAUGUAAUCAGUAUGUUUAUUUAAAUAACUAUUGACGGGGGGGGGGGGAAUCAUCAUUGUGUAGUGUUUAGGCAUUCUUAAAUUUCACAUCAGUUUUGGAAACUGUUAUUGUCGCUACGACGUGAUACCCGAGACAACCGACUUAACACCAGGAUAAGGUUUAUCUUGGCUCACAGUUCCAGCAGGGUCAGUCCAGGCUUGCCCAAUCCUCUUGCUUUGGGUCCAUGGUGCAAACAUGUCAUGAGGAAAGUACAGCGCAGGGAAACUGAGCACAGAAAGAAGGGACUGCGUCAGAAGUAUACACCCCCAGAAGCCAAAUUCUUCCCCUUGGGUUCCAUGUGUUAUAGGUUUCCCCACUCUCUAGCUGCCAGUGCCUGGUGACCAAAGCUUCACACCGAAAAGUAUUUCGAAAUCCCUGGUAGUGGGUUUCUCCAUCCAGGCAGUAAGUCAAAUCAAGCCAAAGGAUUUAAUCUUAGCAAAGCAACUCCUGGAGAAAGGAAGCAGGAGAGAAAUUUCUCCAGGAGUCUAGGGGCAGGGUCCUAAAUACCCUGUAGGCUGGGCCUUGAGUAGCUCCAGGUGAGGAGCGGGUCCUUGGUGGCUUUCUGAGAGGGUGAGGUUUAAAAUGGGAGGGGUGGGGCUGAGUUCCCAGCCGAACGUCUGGCCAGGGUUUGGAAUGGAGCUCAGGAUGGAGAUUCUCAGCAUACAAGUGUGCCUUUGGGGUGUUUACCCAAACCAUAGUGGCAUCUGGAUGGCUAAGAAGAAACAGUUCAGGUUCCAAAUAGCACGAGUUUAGUCGUGGUGACUUCAAGUGGAUGUGUGAUCCUGGGGAACCCUAAAUCAUCCAGAAGACUUCUUACCACUGAAACACCACCGUCAUCUCUGCCGUUAGUGUCUUCGCACAAGGCAGGAAAUUAAUACAUAGAUUCUUUGUCAACUGAAAUGGAAGUGCACACAUCUAUCUAUCCGGCCAUCCUUCAGGCCUGCCCUUUUCUCUCUCGAUGUCUGAGGUAAAGAAGUGCACUGCACUCACUGUAGGGAGUGGACACGGUCAGUGUUGGGUCCCACCUGUCUGGGAAGGUACAAUCCAAACCAAGAUCAGACCACACAAAGAAGAUCCUGGAACAGCAAAAUGAUGGGCUGUGAAUCCACAUAUAAACUGUAACACCAUCAAAGAUACAAAGCCCAGCCGCGGGGGGACAGAAGGAAACCUGUCCCUGCCAUCUCAGUUUGGGCGGAGUUAUAACCGGAUUCUUCUCUCACAUCGUGCAUUUUGCCUGGGAAAAUACUUUAAUCCAGCCGAACAGUGAUGGUGCACGGCUUUAACCCCAGCAGAGGCAGGUAAA